AUGAGUAAUAAUGACACCCCCGUGGCCUUUGUUAAGAAGUGGAUUCUGCAGCAAACUCGUCUAGUCCUCCCGCCUACGUGGAAUGGUGGUUGGGAGCGAUGGGCCCAGGGUCAAAUCGCAAUAUUAAUGGAAGGUCAAGACGGGUACCAGGUCUGGACAGAGCAAAACAUCUAUCUCGAUCACCCCAACUACGCUGUUGAUCUCGAGUUUCGAAAACCUCCUGGUGUGAGGGGUGUUCGAAAGUUCCUCGAGCUCAAGUGCUACAGCGAGGUUAACGAAGACACAGCCUACCGGUUCAUCACUCGGGUGUUGGAGGACUUUGACAAGGUCACUAAGCUGAGGCUGACGCGCGGUGUGCCCAACGAGCCCGACGCAAAGGGGUCGACUCUGUGGGUUAUUGGCAUCUCGCAGAAGCAGUUUAGGGACGACAUCACGCGCGCCGGGCUGGGUGAGGUGAACUGGCUGCGGUUUAGGCGUGAGGAGGCCGUGAGUUCUGGGGGUAGCGGCGACCGGGGCACAUUUGAUAUCUGGUACUAUAGCUUUGUAAACAACAAAUAG
Messenger RNA from Metarhizium brunneum ARSEF 3297, 558 nucleotides. RefSeq lists its product as uncharacterized. NCBI's taxonomy places the organism in Eukaryota, Fungi, Ascomycota, Sordariomycetes, Hypocreales, Clavicipitaceae. The record is from RefSeq and is a predicted model, not a curated record.